Messenger RNA from Phymastichus coffea, 2344 nucleotides. RefSeq names its product nuclear pore complex protein DDB_G0274915-like. NCBI's taxonomy places the organism in Eukaryota, Metazoa, Arthropoda, Insecta, Hymenoptera, Eulophidae. The record is from RefSeq and is a predicted model, not a curated record. The coding region runs from base 249 to 2327 and encodes 692 amino acids. The transcript has 8 exons. Gene Ontology annotation, molecular function: metal ion binding.
UAUUACAAUUUUCACUGAACUUUAAACCCUCGCUUUUUAUUUUGUUGUGACAGUAUGUGCAAUAUAGACAUGCCAUAGAUGUAAAAUAAAUAAACUAAUGAACACUGAACAACAAACAAACGCAAAUGCGCGUGGGCCGACAAGAUUAUAAAUAGAGAUAGCAGAAGACUCAAAAAAAUCUCUACAUAUUGUCAACAUAUUCUCUCGCAUCAUAAAAAGUAACUUUUAUCUUGUUGUUAUUAAUAAAAAUGGUACUGUGCAAGUAUUUUCAACAAGGCACUUGCCGUUAUGGACAGUAUUGCAAGUUCGAUCAUAGUUUUGGCAACAGGAGUAAAACUUUUAACGAUGAUAAAAAUAUUGCUUUACUGGUCGCGGAAGAAGUGCUUCAAGCUGAGAGAGGUGGACAAUGGUUGCUUUCUUGUUAUGGACCAUUCAAAGAAAAAAAAUGUAUUCCUGGCAUGGAUGACGUUUCUCCCGAAGAGGUCAGAUGGGAAAUGUAUCAAGCACAAAAAACUGGAACUGUGGAUCAAGUGAAUUCUCAAUUUCAACAAAUGUGUGAGCAAAUGAAGGCGAAGCGUGAUGCAUUGAAAAAUCCAACGCCUGCUAUUUAUCAAAUACUGGAAGAAAUUCAUAACUCAGGAUCUGAUACUGCUAAUAAAGGAAAUUUUGCAUUUGGGGCAUCACAGCUUAGCACUUCAAACACUAGUCAAAGUUCCAAUGUAUUUGGUCAAAAAACUACAUUUAGAGCAACAAGUAAUAAUCUUUUUGGAAGCACAAGUACCUUUAAUUCAUCUCAACCAGCAGCUUCCAUUUUUGGUAAACCAGCCACUGCUCCAUCUACAAAUGUGUUUGGAGGAAAAGCUUCUUUUGGAAGUACAUCCGUAUUUAGUGGGAAUUCUACAACUGGUAAUUCCAUAUUUGGUGGUGCUAACAAACCUGCACCUACACCCUUUGGCUCUGUACAGACAUCUACUUUUGGAAGCCUACCAUCUCAAGGUACUUCGAUUUUUGGUGCACCAGCCACAAAUCAAACAGCCUUUGGACAACCUUCAGCUUUUGGAGCUAACAGUCAAGCAAGUAAUCCAUUAUUCAAAACUCAAACUGGUCAGACAUCUGUUUUUGGUGGAGCAACCGCAAAUAGUAGUAAUGUAUUUGGCGGAGCUUCCGCUACAACGAACUCCGUAUUUGGAGCUCAAGCUGCUUCAUCAAAUACUCAAUCAGGGACUAACAUAUUUGGUCAGUCAACAACAGCUACAACGGCUUUUGGUGGAGGACCUAUCUUCGGUGGAACAACCGCAUUUGGAGCACAGCAGAAUACUGCUAGUAGCUCGGUAUUCGGAGGACAGUCGAUGUUUGGUCAGGCAACUGCCACUCCUACAGCAACUAACAUUUUCGGAAGCGUAAAUGCAGGAACAUCGAGUUUUGAAUCUCUUGCUCAAAGUCCAAAUACGAAUGCGUUUGGUGCACUAGCAAAUGCGUCGCCUUUUGGAACAACAGCAUCUGCAGCUGUUGCUCCAAAUGCAUCACCUUUUGGUGCAGCAGCAAGUACAGUAGUUGCUCCAAAUGCUUCACCUUUUGGUGCAGCAGUAACUACAGCAGUUACUCCAAAUACUUCACCUUUUGGAGCAGCAAUAUCGACAACAGUGACUCCGAAUGCCUUGUCUUUUGGAUCAGCAACGUCGACGACAGUUACUCCAAAUGGUUCACCGUUUGGAGUAGCAACGUCUACAACUAUAACUCCAAAUGCCUCGCCUUUUGGAGCAACAACGUCUACAGUUGUUACUCCAAAUGCGUCGCCUUUUGGAGUAACUUCUGCUGUUGCUCAAAAUACUUCGCCUUUCGGAGUUGCAACGUCUACAGCAGCUGGUGGACCUUUUGGAGCUACCACUGCAAAUUCAAUAUUCGGAGCAACUUCUAUUGGUUUUGGUGGUCGACCGACUACGACAAUUAAUAGUACCCCGAAUGUGUUUGAAACUCCGACUGUCACGUCACCUGUUCAGGCACCAUUUGCUGGAUCUACCUUUGGUACACAAACCAGUACCAAUGUCUUCGGAACAGUCACUACUACGCAACAAAGUGACAAUCCAUUUUUAGCGAAAAGUAUAAGUUCCCCGUUCGGCACAAUCUCGUCUACACAAUCUUGUCCAUUUGGAUACACUCAAGCAAGUAGCAGUAAUGCUUUUGGCGUGUCUGUGAACGUGAAAAUUGACGAAACGGCUUAUACGCCACAUGAAAGUUUGACUGAUGACGAGAAGGCAGCUUAUAAACUGAACAAGUUUGUCUUAGGGCAGAUUCCACUCAACGCUCCGAGCAAGGAACUUGCGUGACUGGUUAAAAGUUGAUU